Molecule: messenger RNA, 2152 nt
Organism: Polistes canadensis
Lineage: Eukaryota; Metazoa; Arthropoda; Insecta; Hymenoptera; Vespidae
Product: KRAB-A domain-containing protein 2-like
Exons: 2
Coding region: 349-1533 (394 amino acids)
Biological process (GO): DNA integration
Molecular function (GO): nucleic acid binding
Source: RefSeq, a predicted model, not a curated record
ACAAUUGGUUCAAACAGGUACCGACCAGUGAAAUCAUCUUUGUUCAUUAUAUCAUACACGGGUCUUACGUUACGUAAGAAUCAAGAAACGUUUUUGUAAUUAUAAUCGACGCAAAUAAUCUUUUUAUUAACUCUAGUAAAACUGAUAAUACUUUUAUCAAAAUUUCUAUAUACAUUACUGUGUAUCAUUCUGUUAAUUUAUAAAAUAACUAGAUAUUACAUUAAAUGACUAGGGCGUUUCAGAGACAACGAGUUUUAUUAUGCAUUUUAAUUGUCUGUUUUAUGAAAUAACUAGGAAAAGUUCGCUGAAAAAUUGAAAUCUUUACCGGCGAGUGCUAACAGUGCGCAUAUGUCAUCAGUGAAAUAUAAGAAACUUAUAGAGGAAGUAAAAUGUGCUAAAGUUUCUAAACGAAAAAAACCAAAGGAUUUUUGGUUAUUGAAGCACUAUGAUGUAAUUCAAAUCCUAGGAGUUGAUAAAUUAAUUUUUCCUGUCAUAGACCAUGGAAUAAGAUAUUACGUGACUGAAGAUGAAUUGUGUGAAGUGCUGUAUAACACCCAUUGCAAUAUUGGGCAUGCAGGUCGUGAUCGAAUGUUUCACGAACUGAAUAAAUGUUACAAAAACAUUACACAACAGCAAAUUUCUUUGUUUUUGCAAUGUUGUGAUGUAUGUCAGCAAAAGAAGGGCUGUUCAAAAAAAGCAAUAGCGAAACCAAUGAGGUGUAAUCAAUUUAAUAGUCGAUGUCAGUUAGAUUUGGUAGAUUUUCAGUCACAGCCCGAUGGUCAAUACAAAUUUUUUUUUGUUUACCAAGACCAUUUGACGAAAUUUAUCUUAUUACGUCCUCUAACCUCGAAAUGCCCCAAGGAGGUAGCUUUUAAUUUGGUCGAUAUUUUUACUACAUUAGGAGCUCCUUGUUUUUUACAGUCACACAAUGAACGGGAAUUUUGCAAUUCCAUAAUUAAUAGUUUAAAAGAGUUGUGGCCAGAAUUGCACAUUGUUUAUGGAAAACCUAAGCAUAGUCAGAGCCGAGGAAGCGUUGAAAGAGUCAAGGAGGACAUUGAAAACAUGCUGAUUACCUGGAUGAAUGAUAAAAAAACUACAAAGUGGAGUGAGGGCUUGCGUUUUGUGCAAUUCAUGAAGAAUGGAACCUAUCAUAAUGGAAUUAAACAGAGUCCAUAUCAAGCUAUGUUUGGUUGUACACCAAAAGUUGGGAUUUCAAAUUGUAGAUUGCCAAAGUCUGUAUUAGAUUCGUUGACCACAGAAGAAGAAUUGGAAAAUUUAAUGCAGAGUUCUGAGAUUGGAAUUUUACAGACUGAAGCCAGUUAUCUUCCCAGUUUAUCUUCAACUGAUGCAUUACUGUAUAAACUUUGUGAUCAAUAUCAGUCUCCCAAAACACAAAGGGAAGAAAACAAUGAAUGCACUGAACAAUGGACGAACAAAAUUAAGCUAGAGUUUGACCCAAACCUCCCUGAUCUUGCCGUUGGUGAUACUGUGCCGGAUGUGGAUAAGGGAAAAACGGAUGCAAGGAGCCUGUGAUUUAGAAAUAACUGAAGAAAAAUUAAAUCAAUUAAGUGCUCAGAAUAAAGCACUAAAGCAAUUACAUAUUAGGUCACGAUUGGCAUUAUGCUACGAAAAACUGCUUGCUCUGGAAGACAUUCCUAAUGAACUGUGAUUCUCUUCGAACUGUAGCAUCAGACCAAGCCUUGGAUAAUGAACAAAGCUUUACGCGCUGUCACUGCACCCAAAAAUGUAAAACAAAAAGAUGCCUUUGUUUAAAAAAAGGGAUACUAUGUAAUUCGAAAUGUCACAAAGGUCAAACGUGUUGUAAUAAGUGACUUUCUACUGAAAAAGUCGAAACGACGACUCAUAAUGCAGUCAUAACAUAAUAACUAUACACCUACCAUUAUUUCAUAUAUCUCGUUAUUUCAUAAGACUGGUUAAGAUAUAUCAUUUUUUAUAUGUUUUUCCUAAAAUGACUAAUUAAUAUUUAAUUGUAAUAUUUAAUUAUUUUAUAAAUUAACUGAAUAUGAUAUUUUAACAGUAAUACACACAUAUUUAAAUUAAAAAAAUAAGAUAGAAAAUAGUUCGAUAAGUUUCAUGCAAUCGAUUUUAUAUACUUUUUAAGCUUAUUUUUGUUUGUAAAUUUAUAAAAAAC